Messenger RNA from Zingiber officinale, 2202 nucleotides. RefSeq lists its product as uncharacterized. The transcript is spliced from 6 exons. Lineage: Eukaryota; Viridiplantae; Streptophyta; Magnoliopsida; Zingiberales; Zingiberaceae. The record is from RefSeq and is a predicted model, not a curated record. Gene Ontology annotation, molecular function: RNA-DNA hybrid ribonuclease activity; nucleic acid binding. Gene Ontology annotation, biological process: DNA integration. The coding region runs from base 1 to 2202 and encodes 733 amino acids.
AUGGGGGUGCCCACGCUGCUCAAGAAGAGCCUCUGCCUGUGGCUGAGGAACCUAUCCCCUGGGAGGAGGAACGCUAGAGCCACAUACCAAAGAAUGAUGGACAAAAUCUUCCGGGAGCAGAUCGGGCGCAAUGUGGAGGUUUAUGCGGAUGAUAUACUCAUCAAGUCCCUGUUAGCCGUGAACUUGAUCAAGGAUGUGGAAGAAACAUGCAGGACUCUCCGGCAGUAUGGGCUGAAGCUGAACCCCUUGAAAUGCCUGUUUGGAGCUAAAGGAGGAAAAUUCUUGGCCUCCCCAGAUUUGAAGGAAACUCAGAAGCUGGUCGGCAGAAUAACAGCCCUGUCAAGAUUCAUUUCCAGAUCUGCAGACCGAGCUGCUCCUUUCUUUAAAGUGCUCAGGAAGACCUCCAAAUUCCAAUGGGAUGAAGGCUGUACUCGAGCUUUUGAGGAGCUGAAGAAGUAUUUGGAGGCUUUGCCAUCUUUGUUCAAGUCGGUUGUUGGGGAACCCUUAUGGGUCUACUUAUCUGCCACCCCUGAGGUCGUAGGGGCCGUGCUUGUUAAGGAACAUGACAAUGUACAACGACCAGUGUAUUUCUUCAGUCAUCUAUUAAAAGGGGUCGAGGCUCGAUACACGACCCUCGAGAAGUUGGUUUACGGAUUGGUUCUUAUGGCUCGGCGAUUAAGACCUUACUUCUUAGCACAUCCCAUCACAGUUUUAACCAAUAGCACCAUGGGGAGAGCUCUAACUAAUAUAGAAGUGGUAGGUCGGCUUAUCAAGUGGGCAACAGAGUUGGGGGAAUACGAUAUACAAUAUCAGCCGCGCACAGCCAUUAAGGCGCAGGCCUUAGCAGAUUUCUUAACAGAAAUUCAUCAGACCAACUCUGAAGAAACUUGGAAGGUCUAUGUGGAUGAAUCGACGAAUCACCAAGGAAGCGGGGUCGGGGUCUUAUUGAUAUCUCCCCAAGGGGAUAUACUCCAAUUGGUUGUUCGAUUGAAUUUUCGAGUCACCAACAAUGAGGCAGAAUACGAGGCUUUGCUGGCUGGACUGCAAGCAACCCGUCACAUAGGGGCAGCCCGGAUGAAAGGGGAAUUUGCAGAGAUCACAGUGGCCAAGAUCCCCAGGUCGGAGAAUGAGAAGGCAGAUGAGCUAGCAAAGAUGGCCAGUUCCUUAACUACUUGGGUGUUGGACCGGUCAACGGCACAAACUUUCCUUAUAGCUCAGAUAGAUAUGCAAAAUAAUAGGGAAGCAACUAUCGAUUGGCGGACACCCAUGAUCGACUAUCUUAGGCAGGGUAUCUUAUCAACCGACCCAGAAGAAUCACGGCUGAUCAGGAAGCAAGCCCAUGCUUAUGUCAUGAUCGGGGAUCAGCUCUACAAGAGGUCCUUCUCCAGACCCUUACUCAAAUGCUUAGAUAUGGAGGAGGCCGACCAAGCCUUGCGAGAAAUACAUCUGGGAUGCUGUGGCAAUCAUGUAGGUGGUCGGACCUUGUCUCGCAAGGUACUCCUGGCCGGGUAUUUCUGGCAUACUUUACAGAGGGAUGCUCACAAGUUGUGGGGCACGGGUAUUGUGGGACCAUUUCCGAUAGUUCCGAGUCAAAGACAUUUCUUGUUAGUGGCGAUAGAUUAUUUCUCUAAGUGGGUGGAAGCAGAGGCCCUGGCCAGGAUCACAGAAGAUGUCGUCAUCCAAUUUCUAUGGAAGAACAUUCUUUGCAGAUUCGGUAUUCCUCACAAACUGGUGUCAGACAAUGGAAGGCAAUUUCAAGGGCAAAAAAUACAGGCCUGGUGCAAGGGGUUUGACAUAACGCAGGCCUUCACUUCAGUAGCAUAUCCACAAAGCAAUGGUCAGACUGAGGUAGUCAACAGAGAAAUAAUACGAGGUCUGAAGGUUAAGCUGGAUCAUGUGGGAGGUAACUGGGUGGAGGAGUUAUCAAGCAUCUUAUGGGCUUAUCGCACAACACCUCGGGAAAGUACGGGUCUAACACCAUUCCAUCUGGUUUAUGGCAAUGAAGCGGUUGUACCCAUAGAAAUCGGAGUUCCAUCAGUCAGGAGGACAUUAUACGACGAAGAAAACUCAGAGCGGUGGUUGGCUGAGCUGGACCUCAUUAGUGAAACCCGUGAUAGGACGGCAGCUCAGCUUGAGGAUGACCGGGGCAAGAAGCUGGACCGACCAUGGAGCGCCAACUACUUGCGACCUUACAAAGUCUAA